Molecule: messenger RNA, 658 nt
Organism: Zingiber officinale
Lineage: Eukaryota; Viridiplantae; Streptophyta; Magnoliopsida; Zingiberales; Zingiberaceae
Exons: 3
Coding region: 78-413 (111 amino acids)
Source: RefSeq, a predicted model, not a curated record
AUCCACUAUAAAUCAGUUCAACCUCGAUCGCCACCAGCUCUCGAAUUCCAAAUACGCGGAGAAGAUCCACCACCGCCAUGGCCGAUUCCAAGCUGGAGGAUCACAGUGCGAGUGGGUGGAUGUCGGUGCCGGCGUUCGGGGAAUGGGACUCCAAGAACGGCGUGCCGGACUACUCCAUGGAUUUCACCAAGAUCCGCGAGAUGCGCAAGAACAACAAGAACCCCUCCCGCGCCAGCCUCGGCAACGAGGAGGAGCUCAACAAGCUCGCCGACAAGGGGGCCAAGGAGGACCGCUGUCGCCGCAGCGAUCUCGCCACUUCCCAAGUCCACCGACCCAUCCGCAACCAUCAUCACGGCUCCCCUUCCGGGAGGAAGAAGUUUAUGGGCUACUUCCAGUGUUGCAUAGGCGCAUGAGUAGGUUGUGGCUACAUUCAACCGAUAUAAUGAAGUUCUGGUUUGAGACCUUUGAGUGGCUUUUGUACUAAUAUUUGCCAGUAGACUCUGUGGCUACUGCCUUAAUUGCCACAGAUUGCUCAGUUGGUCUUAACUUUGAUCUCUCUCUCUCUCUCUCUCUCUCUCUCUCUCUCUCUAUUUGUUUUUUCGUUUUCCAUUUGACAAAACUGUAUUUUAGAAGUCUUGAAUGAAGGUUGGUUGUAUCA